Molecule: messenger RNA, 747 nt
Organism: Debaryomyces fabryi
Lineage: Eukaryota; Fungi; Ascomycota; Pichiomycetes; Serinales; Debaryomycetaceae
Exons: 1
Biological process (GO): carbohydrate metabolic process; glycerol-3-phosphate catabolic process
Cellular component (GO): cytosol; nucleus; glycerol-3-phosphate dehydrogenase (FAD) complex
Molecular function (GO): glycerol-3-phosphate dehydrogenase [NAD(P)+] activity; NAD binding; protein homodimerization activity
Source: RefSeq, a predicted model, not a curated record
CCAACCACCAGAGCAAUUUCUUGUUUGAAAGGGUUAGAAGUUACCCCAGACGGUUGUAAAUUGUUAUCAACUUACAUCACUGAAAACUUAGGAAUUGAGUGUGGUGCUUUAUCUGGUGCUAACUUAGCUCCUGAAGUUGCCAGAUGCAAGUGGUCUGAAACCACAGUUGCGUACAACAUUCCAACGGACUAUAAAGGUGCAGGUAAAGAUAUCGACAGAGUAGUUUUGAAAGAAGCAUUCCACAGACCAUACUUCCAUGUUAAUGUCAUUGAGGAUGUUGCAGGUGUUUCCGUUGCCGGUGCCUUGAAAAACAUUGUUGCCAUUGCUGUCGGAUUUGUAGAAGGAUUAGGCUGGGGUGAUAAUGCUAAAUCAGCUAUUAUGAGAGUUGGUUUAAUCGAAACCAUCAAGUUCUCGAAUAUGUUCUUCCCAGAUUCAAAGCCAACUACUUUCACUCACGAAUCCGCUGGUGUUGCCGAUUUAAUCACUACAUGCUCUGGUGGUAGAAAUGUUAAGGUUGGUAGACAUAUGUCUAAAACGGGAGAGUCUGCCCAAGAAGCGGAAAAGAAAUUAUUGAAUGGUCAAUCUUCUCAAGGUAUUAUCACUGCGAAGGAAGUCCACGAAUUAUUAUGUAAUGUUGGUAAGACUGAUCAAUUCCCAUUAUUUGAAGCUACUUAUCAAAUUAUCUACGGUGAUGAAUCUAUUCACAACUUGCCAAACUUAUUAGAAGACCAUUCAUUAUUCAAAUAG